Molecule: messenger RNA, 1244 nt
Organism: Hermetia illucens (black soldier fly)
Lineage: Eukaryota; Metazoa; Arthropoda; Insecta; Diptera; Stratiomyidae
Exons: 2
Coding region: 80-901 (273 amino acids)
Molecular function (GO): DNA binding
Source: RefSeq, a predicted model, not a curated record
UACAUGCAUUCACCUGCCAAAUUUGACUAGUUGUUUUGCAUUAUUGGCGCAAUAGUGUUUACGGUGAAAGUCAUGAGAGAUGAAUUGUUACUGUGCGUAUGCAAAUUGCCGUAAUAAAUACGUUCCAUGCUCGAGUAUAACAUUUUUCAACAUACCCAAAGACUACAGACGAGAAAUAUGGAUCGCGAAUUCAGGAAACCCUUCCUUGGCAAAUCUUAAAACGACAACACACAAACAAUUUUGCGAAAAACACUUUGAUCCGAAAUAUUUGCGGAGAAAUUUCACGCGGACUUUAUUACGGAAGGAUGCUGUGCCGUAUAAAUAUGACGAGCGGAAGGAUACUUCCAAAUCUUUAUAUGUAAGGGAACGACAGUUUACAGUGGACGAAAAGGAAAGCGACACUGCUCUCCAAUCAUCCGUCGAGGAUGAAUGUAUAAUAUCUUCAAAUUUAAUCGAAGAUGACGAAAUCAUAUAUCAGGAAUCUGAGGAUCAAACAUACGUCGAAGAUAUACAGUUUAAACCUGAGAAUCUGCAAGAGUAUACCCAUUUCUCAGAAUUACUAGAUGAAAACACCGAUUUCAUAACAAGCAUCGAUGAAAAUCCUGUAGAACAAUUGGAGGAUAGAAUCUCAGAAACGGAGGAACAUAUUAACGAUAUCAUCCAACCGUCCAGCUCCACGCAAUGUCAAGAAUCCACGGCGGACCGGGAUUCUCCAACACAAACACUCCCCGUACAGAAAACAGUAUCAAAUGAAGACUAUGACGAGGAUCGACAUUUUGCACUUUCGCUUCUCGGCUAUUUUAAACAUUUACCUCCUAGAACUAAGGCAAUAGCUAAGUUGAAAAUUCUACAGUAUCUUACGGAGUUGGAACUUGAUAAUCAUUCAGACGCGCUAAAAUAAGUAUUUCUGGAUCGAAACUGAAUGCAUGAAACCUUAUCCCUAUCAAAAUUAGUAACUGUUAUGAAUGUUUAUUGAUAUUUAAAUGUAGGGACUAAAACAAUUUUCACUUCUCAAAACUUUCAUUUGUUUUGUGACAGCAUUUCUUCAUGCACAUAAUUUCAUUCGUUGGAUAUGCUCCAGUAAUAUCAUGCGCUAUAGAUUAUGUUCACAAAUUUAUAGGAUCUAUUGCUAGAUCGACGACUGUUUAUAACAUAUUUUAUUCUUUAAAUGUAGUAAAAUAAGUGUAUAAUAAGUAUAGCCAAUUUUGUACAAAUAAAAAGUAAUAAAUUAAAUAUUAUUGUUA